UGACAUUUCCAGCAGUUCGUUUUACUGAAAAGAGAGGAACGAAAUCCAUCGACAACCCAUGACAAAUCCGGUAUGAUGAAUGCCGCCGCCGCCACCUUGAUGUCGCCGGCGACACUCUGCUGCUCCAGGCUCGCCCCGCCGGCUCACUGUACUCUCAGAAGAAAUGCCCUCCUCCACUAUCCCCAAACUCGAAGCAGAAUCCUCAGAAUCGCCGCGACCUCUUCGAACUACACCGACGCGCAGGCCGUAGUAGCCGAGGAACAAGAAGAAGAGCGAGCGCAACAGAAGCCGGAGGUUCAACAAACGAAUGAACCCAGCAGACCCUCGGCUUCUUCUUCUUCGUCGUCGUCGUCGUCAUCAUCGGUGAAUGCUGCUCUCGAGAAAGACCUGAAAAAGGUAGUUCAAAAGACUGCUUCAACCUUCGCUCCAAGGGCUUCCAUGGCCACAAAGAACCCUGCUGUGCCGGGGACGGCUCUGUAUACUGUGUUUGAGGUUCAAGGCUAUGCCUUGAUGCUGCUCGGUGGAGCUCUAUCUUUCAAUCUUCUGUUCCCAUCGAACGAACCGGACAUCUGGAGACUGAUGGGAAUGUGGUCUAUUUGGAUGUUCACAAUUCCUUCACUUCGGGCCCGAGACUGCUCAAAGAACGAGAAAGAAGCUCUCAACUAUCUGUUUCUCCUCAUCCCUUUACUAAACGUUAUAAUCCCAUUCUUCUGGAAAUCUUUUGCAAUUGUGUGGUCAGCAGACACCGUGGCCUUCUUCGGGAUGUAUGCAUGGAAGAUGGGGUGGCUUCAGAGAACAGAGUAGGAGCCAAAAAUAUCUUCGUAUGGAUGCUGUCAGCAUCUUGUACAAUUCUUACAUUACAGAUCCAGAAGUACAUAUACUAGCAAAAAAAAGAUUAAGUCACGUUUUGCCUCAACAGACAUGGAAGAGUGAGUGUAAUUAAUCACCUUAUUUACAUUAGUUUCUUCAUUUUCUAGAAACCUUGUCUUCCCAGAAAAUCGCAUUGCUUGGUGGGCAUGCCACAUUCAACCCUGAACCAAAUUAUGAUUGAAAAGCUGAACUUAUAAGAACUGUGGUUUUCCCAGCAA
This is a messenger RNA of Punica granatum (pomegranate), 1088 nucleotides long. NCBI's taxonomy places the organism in Eukaryota, Viridiplantae, Streptophyta, Magnoliopsida, Myrtales, Lythraceae. The record is from RefSeq and is a predicted model, not a curated record.